Messenger RNA from Williopsis jadinii, 1368 nucleotides. RefSeq names its product septin SHS1 (gene SHS1). The transcript has a single exon. Gene Ontology annotation, cellular component: microtubule cytoskeleton; septin complex; cell division site. The annotation marks the transcript as partial. Gene Ontology annotation, molecular function: GTPase activity; GTP binding; molecular adaptor activity. Gene Ontology annotation, biological process: protein localization to bud neck; cytoskeleton-dependent cytokinesis; division septum assembly. The record is from RefSeq and is a predicted model, not a curated record. NCBI's taxonomy places the organism in Eukaryota, Fungi, Ascomycota, Saccharomycetes, Phaffomycetales, Wickerhamomycetaceae.
GACUUGUUAAGAUACAAAUCCGACCAUAAGAGAGGUCUGAAGUACACGAUCAUGGUUGUUGGUCCCUCCGGUACCGGGAAAACCACGUUUGUCAAUGCCCUGUUAGAUACCCAGCUACUCCCCUUCAAGUACCAACCUCUCAGUACAAUUACAAACGAGCCACAGGUGAUGAGCUUUGUUGGCGGAUCGAGCUACAGCUUUGACUCGAGAGAGUUCAAUCCGAAGCAGGACUUCUCCGAGUUCACGAUUGCCAUUACGAAGUCGUCGAUGGAGAUUGUCGAUGAGGACGGUGCGAAGAUCCAGCUCUCCGUCGUUGACACCCCUGGAUUUGGAGACAACGUUGAUAAUGAGAUGUGUUUUGGAGAGAUUGUGCAGUAUCUGCAACAGCAGUUUGACCAUGUGCUUGCAGAGGAGACCAGAAUCAGAAGAAACCCAAGGUUUGAAGACACCAGGGUACACAUCUGCUUGUACUUUAUCGAGCCAACUGGACACGGUCUUAGAGAAUUAGAUGUGGAGUGUAUGAAGAAGUUGUCGAAAUACGUCAACGUGCUGCCUGUUAUCAGCAGAGCUGACUCGUUCACAUCGCUGGAAUUGGAGGCUUUUAAGAAGAACAUCUUGUAUGACAUUGCAAAGUUCAGCAUUCCCGUGUUCCAAUUUGGGUAUGACGAGGAAGAGGACGAUGAGGAGGUUAUCAAGGAGAAUACGGAGCUGAAAUCCAUACAACCAUUUGCCAUUAUGGGCAGUAAGGAGAAACUUAACGUCAAUGGCCAGCUGAAAUACGCUAGACAGUAUCCAUGGGGUGUCGUUGACGUUGAGACCGAAUCUGACUUCAAUCGGCUGCUGGGCGUUCUUUUUGGUUCACAUUUGCAAGACUUUAAAGAUCUGACGAUGAACUUCUUGUACGAGAACUAUAGAACUGAUAAGCUGUCAUCGGUGACGGAGAGCGAAUCCCAGCAAUUCGACGCCGGCAACCCUUCUCUCUCCAACUUGGCUGCGUUGACUCUGGAGGACAGUAAGAGUGGUGGGUCUGGUGAAGUCAGCACACCAUCUAUGAAAUCGACGAGCUCCUUCAAACCGGAUGACCAAGGGUCCCCAAUCAAGGAGAUUGGCGAAUCUAUAAAACACGAGAACGAAUCUAUCAUCAACAACAUCAAGAAUUCACCAAGGGUGCCUUAUUCUCCGGACCCUUCAAGAAAUAAGCUGAGGGUAAUGAGCGAAACCGUUCCAUAUGUGUUGAAACAUGAGAGUAUCAUCUCAAGACAACAAAGGCUACAAGAACUGGAGGAGAAGUCCGCACGAGAACUGGCCAUCAGGGCAGCUGCUCUGGAGAAGAAAGCUGCUGAGUUGAAGAGAAGGGAAAAGAUGCUG